GUUAGCCGAAGAAGUGCAUCCCAACAUCCGCAGGGUUCAUAUUAACGGUCCGUAAUUCGCAAAAUUGCCAUGACUGUGACAAGUCUCAAAAUCUAGAACAUGGGGGUGCUACCCUUUCACAGGCUUCAACUGAAUAUAUAUCGGGUGGAAGUACACACUCCCGCGACAGCUGAUCUGUAGCUCGACUAUUCCCAGUUUUCCUUCCCCAUUGUCUUCUCGGUUAUAGUCAGCUCUGCUACUCCAACUCACACCCUGUAUCUACUGCUGCAGAAGAACACUCUAACGGGCGUUGAGCCUCCGGCUGAGACAAAAAUUCAUCCCCUCACACAACAAUGAUUUCAGGGAACUGACAGCUGCAGCCUCGAGGGCACCGCUCAGAAAAAACAAGAAAUUACCCCCAUUGGCGUGUGACCAAAACACAAUUUUACCAAGCCCUUGAUGAGGCGCAAUAUGAAUCUCAGAGGCUCGAACAGGGAUUGUGGCCAGACUCGUGCAGGGUCGAUGUGGGUUCUGCCGCAGACACUUCAAGAACUCUGCAACCUACGACGGCUUUGUCAACUGCAACUCAACGCCCUGGCCCGAGCUAGGCGAGUGGUCGCCACUGAGCGGAAUAGACCUGCCACAGAGCCGAUGGGAAACCUGGAGACACACGAAUGUGACCGGUGUGGAACAAAGGCAUCAGUGUUCCUUGCUUUGUGUUUUCACCGCUUAUGUCGGGGUUGCGCUGGAGCUGGAGUGCCAGGCACUUGGGUUGAUAUGUUCCGAAACUGCCAAGUCUGCUUUCUUGAAAGCUUCCAUCAGCCCCGAAGAACAUGAAUGUAUUGGCUAUUGAUGUUCAGGCAGCUGCGGUGAUCGAUCGUGACUUUGUCUUUCGGAAAGCAAUGUUUACGAGCCUGAAGAUGACUAAGAAGCGACAUAAAUAUAAUAGUAUGAAUGACGUGAAUUAAGGUACUAUGACAGCCAGUAGGAA
Molecule: messenger RNA, 970 nt
Organism: Aspergillus vadensis CBS 113365
Lineage: Eukaryota; Fungi; Ascomycota; Eurotiomycetes; Eurotiales; Aspergillaceae
Exons: 1
Coding region: 439-816 (125 amino acids)
Source: RefSeq, a predicted model, not a curated record